Messenger RNA from Cynara cardunculus var. scolymus (artichoke), 2274 nucleotides. RefSeq names its product protein ABC transporter 1, mitochondrial. The record is from RefSeq and is a predicted model, not a curated record. Gene Ontology annotation, biological process: ubiquinone biosynthetic process. Lineage: Eukaryota; Viridiplantae; Streptophyta; Magnoliopsida; Asterales; Asteraceae. Gene Ontology annotation, molecular function: kinase activity. The coding region runs from base 44 to 1873 and encodes 609 amino acids. The transcript is spliced from 8 exons.
CGAUCCACCUCCGUCUCACCGUCGUUGAAAUCUUUGUCUGGAAAUGGCGUCGUUGAAAGACCUAAACAAGUUGGUUAAUGGAUUGUCAUUGGUCGCCAAAGAGGCGAUGAAACAGGGGAAUCUCGAUAAACCAGACCUGCAAUCCCUAAUCAAGCAAGUCGUCUUAUCAGCCACCGACAUCUCCGGCCUCACCAAAGGAGAGGUUCGGAAUUUCACGGUCACCGGUCCUAAACUCAAUCAGAAUUUGGAAGAAGGCAGGAGUGUUGUGUAUUUUGAGGAGGUGGAAGCUUCUUCAACCGACGAUAUACCGUCGGCUACAUCUUCCGAUCAGAGUAUCUCAAUAGACGCUAAUUUUGAUUCCCAUUCUACUACAUUUAAUGCAGGGAGGGAAGGUAAUGGUGAGUCUGUAUCUCUUCAGGCUGAGAUUGUUAUUCCUCCCGCCAAUUUGAAGAGCAAUGAUGCAGCUGCAGCAGUUGAAGAAAAGGCUGUUUCUUCGACUGCUUUGCCGCCGAUACCACCGCCAUUAGUAAAGAAACAGAGGAGGCGGGAGAGAAAGGUUCCUACCACUUCGUUCUCCAGAGCGCUUGGGUUUGCUGGCCUAGGAGCUGGGCUUGCCUGGGGAACUAUACAGGAAUCUGCUAAGAGAAUUGUCUAUGGUACAACUGACUCGCAAGGGAAGCAGUCUGCCCUUUCGCCGUAUUUAUCUGAAAAGAAUGCAGAACGUCUGGCUCUUGCUCUAUGCAGGAUGCGUGGAGCAGCACUAAAACUGGGACAGAUGUUAAGUAUCCAAGAUGAAUCUCUUGUUCCUGCUCCGAUCUUGGCUGCUUUGGAUAUUGUUCGUCAGGGUGCCGAUGUUAUGCCAAAAAGCCAGCUGAAUGAAGUUUUGGACCAUGAAUUAGGCGUCAACUGGUCAUCCAAGUUGAAAAGCUUUGAUUAUGAACCCCUUGCUGCUGCAAGUAUAGGUCAGGUGCAUAAAGCUGUCACCAAGGAUGGUUUUCAAGUUGCAAUGAAGAUUCAAUAUCCUGGUGUUGCAGAUAGCAUAGAUAGCGACAUUGACAACGUAAAACUGCUAUUAGACUAUACUAAUCUGAUUCCCAAGAAUUUGUAUCUCGAUAGAGCUAUGAAGGUGGCGAAAGAAGAGUUAUCACGUGAAUGCGACUAUGAGUUGGAAUCAUCAAAUCAGAAAACAUUCCACAGAUUACUAUCAAAUGUAGAAGGGUUUUACGUUCCUUCAGUGGUAGAUGAAUUGUCGAGCAAAAAAGUCCUUACUACAGAACUUGUUCAUGGAAUUCCUAUUGAUAAGGUUGCUGCUUUAGAUCAAGAAACUCGUAGUUAUGUUGGGAAAAAAUUGCUUGAGCUUACAUUGAUGGAGCUAUUCGUCUUUAAGUUCAUGCAGACCGAUCCCAAUUGGAGUAAUUUUUUGUACGAUGAGGCUACACGAUCAAUCAAUCUCAUUGAUUUUGGAGCAGCUCGAAAGUACCCUAAGCCUUUUGUUGAUAAUUACUUGAGGAUGGUUGUUGCUUGUGCAAAUUGUGACCGGGAUGCUGUAAUCGAGAUGUCCAAGAGGCUCGGUUUCCUGACAGGAGAGGAAUCGGAGAUAAUGUUGGAGGCUCACGUUCAGGCUGCUUUUGUUGUCGGUUUGCCGUUUGCAAACCCCGGUGGUUAUGAUUUUCGUGCCAACAACAUAACUCAAAGCAUUUCAAACAUUGGAGCAACAAUGUUGAGACACAGAUUGACACCGCCGCCCGAUGAGGCCUACAGCCUCCACCGUAAACUUGCCGGUGCUUUUCUUGCAUGCAUCAAGAUUGGGGCCGUGGUACCUUGCUGUGAUCUUCUGCUUCAAGUAUACGAAAGCUAUGAAUUUGAUGAUUAGAAAUCUUGGUCCGAGAGCUCCUCUCUAUAGAUCGCAGUUCGAGUAUUCUCAUGGCCACUGGGAUUUUUCUAACUACUAUCUUUUGGGGCCCAUAAGAAUAGGAUCAGUCGAGCUGCAUGCAAGCUGGUCUGGACAUUCACGAUUAAACAAUGUUGUUCUGUGCUCCAUUCAUUACUAUGUGUAGCAUUAUUUUGGUGUAAAUUCGAUUUAAGAAACCAUUCAUUUAGCAUACAAAAGGUGCGACGAUCAUUUGUAGAAGGGUUGUUGCGAAGAAUAACACAUAGACGAUGGCGAAUGUAUCGCGGUCGAUGUAAUGUUUCGAUCGUUAACCGACAACUUGUUCAUGGUAGUUAGUUCAUGUACUUUUAAACCCAACUAAAUAAUACGAACAAUUUUUUUUU